Aaosphaeria arxii CBS 175.79 is the source of this 933-nucleotide messenger RNA. RefSeq lists its product as uncharacterized. The transcript has a single exon. NCBI's taxonomy places the organism in Eukaryota, Fungi, Ascomycota, Dothideomycetes, Pleosporales. The record is from RefSeq and is a predicted model, not a curated record. Bases 256 to 921 code for a protein of 221 amino acids.
AGCCUGACGUUAUUUUGGACGUAUUUCUUUUACUGCAACACGCAGAUUGAGACUCACUUAUCUCACACACAUUUUCUCUCACCAAAGAAAGGUGGGCCUCGUUCCCUUCAUCUUUGCUUUUCCCGCCAAACUCCCGAAGCAAGCUCUUACAUAACACGGAGUCUGCAACCCUCCAUCUAUGUGUUGAGUUGAGAAACCUCUGCGGCGACAAACCCGUUUAUGAUCAGCUUUGCAUUCGUGAGGCUAGAAGCAAAAAUGAUCGAGAUGGCAAAUGUCUACCGCCAAUAUGUGCCAACGGGCAUCCUUCCCUGUGCUAUUUCUGCGACUUACAUGGGGGCCUUCCACCUUCUUCGUUGCGGUCACAUCGUUGCUGUCUGCGAUGACAAUCACCAGUGCGCAAGGAACUGCCUGCAUGUAGUCCUCACCCUGGGCGCCGGCCACGAGGCCUUCCACAAGCACAUCAAACAGGACGAGUUGGUUUGCCCGUCCUGCUUCAAGAUCUCAUUUUCGACGCUCAAGGCCAAUUUCCAUGACACUCCUCUCGUGAAGGCACUACGUCCCACCGUCUCGCUGACCCGAUCUCUUCUCAAACGACUCGUUCCGGCUCUGAGCGACAAAGACUUCCUACCCAACCAGUAUGGUGGCCUUCUGUCGGCUCAAUACACCAACCCAAACCAAGACUUUCUGGACUACAGGCAGAUCCACCAUUUGUCCUGCGGACACGAAGUCUGGGCACUUCCGAUGCGCCCAUGUGCAGCUAACUGCAGGAAGACGAACCCAAUGUGCAAAAGUCACGGCUUCCCACAGAAUGCUACGCAAGCAGAUGCGAUCAUAUGCUCUGAGUGUAUGCUCAAAGCUGAAAUGAUAGAGGAUCGCAAUGUUGGCCCCUUGCUGACGUUUGAUCCGUUGGAGGGGAAAUGAGUUGUUCUGGGU